UUAUUAUGUUUUCUGGUGUAGAAUGAACAAUAUUUUUAUAAGCAAUUAUCGAAAAUAAAUUAGAAUAAAAAACUUAGCACAUAUUGCGAAAAACUCACUGUACCAAUACUUCUUUUCGGCACUGUAUGUAUGUAUAUGUGCACAUAAGUUUGUAUGCCAGUUUGUUGUAAAUUCGACAUAAAAAUUAAAAAUAAGAUAAACCAUGAUAAAACCACAAGUUCAGUUGCGAGAGGUUUGCUUGUCAGCAAACAUCGCUAGUAGCCAGUCCAUCAAUAAAACAGUCUGCUUGCGUUAUACACCCGGCGGGUUUUUGUUCGUUUUAUAUUAUCUAAUAGUUGUAGUGGCCGAUGAAAAAUAUAGUGCAAUUUACAGAAAUUCAUUGACAAAGAACCAGCUACAAAAUUACUAAAGAAAAAACAAAAACAAAAAACAAAAACAAUAUACAUAUGUAAAAUGAAUUAAUGUACAAUAAUCACAAAUCUUAAAAAAGUAAUGUGACUCAGACUGAAUUGUGUGUUGAGGUAAUCAAGUGUGUAAAUCAAAACGUACUUCAAGGCAAACACCGGCUAAAAUCGAAUUUAUAUUGUGUAUUAGAUCCGAACAUUCUGCUAGAUUAAGUGUGAGGCCAACACUCGCAAAGAGUUUCGAAGGACUGAACAAACGCGUUAUGUACGACUCUAUGUUUUACUACCUCUCGAAUAUGCCACGCUGGCAUGUAGUGGCAUUUGCGUUCGGUGCUUACGUUGUCUACUACUUUAUAGAGGUAGUUAAGCGUCCGAUACUUGCCUGCACCGAUGGUGCAUUCAAAGAGUUUCUUCAGCAAAACAUUCCAACACUAGAAAUGAAAUUUUGGCCCACAUUCUGGUGUGUGGAGAGUAGAGCACAAACGAUUUUUGCGAGCUUACUACGAUCGCAAAUUAUACCCAACAUAAAUUAUAGAAGAGAAAUUUUCCCACUCAAAGAUGGUGGUGAAGUCGCUUUGGAUUGGUUGGAUAGAGGUUGUCAUGCUAAUGCGCCCUGCAUUAUUAUCCUACCGGGUCUGACAGGGGAAUCCCAAGCAGAAUACAUCAAAUGCCUUGUCAUGGCAGCCAAUGAUGCAGGCAUGCGUGUAGUCGUAUUCAACAACCGUGGCUUAGGUGGCAUUGAACUCAAAACCCCGCGUCUUUAUUGCGCAUCUAAUUGUGAAGACCUCUCGGAAAUUGUACAUCAUGUGCGCAAAAUUAUUCCCGCGCAUUGUAAGUUAGGCGCUACUGGCAUUUCAAUGGGGGGCUUGAUUUUAGGCAAUUACCUGGUACGUAAAAGUGAGGAGGCGCACUCUUGUUUAACGGCUGCUAAAAUCAUUUCGGCUCCUUGGGAUGUUCAUAAAGGAACUAUUAGUAUAGAGAAACCUAUAUUAAAUAGUUUAUUGGGUCGUCACUUGACCUAUAGCCUUUGUCGCACUCUCGACAAUUGUAAGAUUUACAAGGAUCAGGAUAUUGAUUUGGAUCGUAUAAUGUCGUCUAAAACAAUAAAGGAAUUUGACGCACACUUCACCUCUAAACAGUUUGGCUAUGCACAUGUUGACGAUUAUUAUAGCGACGCAACGUUACACAACAAACUACAUUACAUAUCGGUGCCUUUGUUGUGUCUCAGUGCCGCCGAUGAUCCAUUCCAACCAUUAGACGCCAUUCCUAUCAAGGCCGCCGAAGAGAGUACUCAUGUGGCAAUCGUUGUGACCGCACGUGGAGGACAUAUUGGCUUCCUCGAAGGUUGGUGGCCAUCACUAAAAGAACAAUAUAUGGGCCGACUUUUCGCUGAAUUCUUUACGAAAGCACUAUUCGAUGAAGAUGGCCAUUUCGAACGCACCAGCAGUGAGCUGUUUCAACGCUUUAUAGCUAAAAAUAUAUCACCACUAGAAUCAGCAACACCAACCGCAGUUUCGAAAGCUAACACACCGUUAUUAAGCACCGAAGAGUUGUUGGAAAACUUCAGAGAAAUGUAGUUGGAACAUAGGGUGUUCGUCAAAGAGUUUGAUAGUGCCACUUCGGCAAGAACAAAUUUGCGGGAUCAUAGUGUUUGUAGUCCUCGUGAAACUGGCAAGUGAUACGAAACAUAAGAGUGGCAUUUUCACACUUCAACGAUUAUGUGCAAUAAAAUAAAUGUGAUCAACAAAAAGGAAAAUCGAUUCUAAAAUUACAUAUCAGUGGACUUUUGGCUAAAUAAUUUACUUACUUCGCUUUAGUAGUUAUUGUGUGUGGACCUCCUACUGGUCUUUAGAAGAAAAAUUUCUAUGUUAGAUAUGUAGAUGUGAGUCUCGCUGUUAAAAAAUAUAUUAUUAGCCUGUAGAAAGUAAAAAAUUGUUUUCUCAAAAGUCCUUAGAUAUAUACAUACAUACCAAACAAGUAAAUGUAAAGAUAAAUAAAAGAUAUUUAUUUAUUUUUGAGAAUAGAAAAAAUUCCCAGUGGUUAUGCAAUAAUAAAUUGAAAAUAACUGUUAAACCGUUAGCCCCUGUUAAAAAUUAGUAAUAAUAGGCAAUUUAACUUGUUUUAACUCUAAAAAAAAAAUUCAAAUUACUCAAUAAUUUAUAUUUUACCUAAAAGGCAGAAUGUGCAUUUCUAUGCAGUUGAGUAUAAUAGGACGUUUAUGCUGAAAGAUAAAUAUUCAUUUAGCUAAAAAACAAUGCAACUAAAUGAUAUCCCAAAAGCAACUGAGCAUUCUUCGAAAAAUACCAGGAUUCGAAUAUGGUUUCAUGAAAAAAGUGGAAUCAUUGCUGAAAAUAUAAAAUAAUGAAAAUGGCAAUAUAAAAUAAGGA
Messenger RNA from Rhagoletis zephyria (snowberry fruit fly), 2791 nucleotides. RefSeq names its product phospholipase ABHD3-like. Gene Ontology annotation, molecular function: acetylesterase activity; monoacylglycerol lipase activity. Gene Ontology annotation, biological process: medium-chain fatty acid catabolic process; medium-chain fatty acid biosynthetic process. Lineage: Eukaryota; Metazoa; Arthropoda; Insecta; Diptera; Tephritidae. The record is from RefSeq and is a predicted model, not a curated record.